AUGUACCUGUUACGGAGAAUUUUCAAAACCAAACCCGGCGAGGCGAGGCGGGUGGCCAGCCUGUUGCAGAAGCAGGCCCAGAUUUUCCACGAUGCCGGCCAGCGCAGCGAGUUCAAGGUAGCUGAAACUCUGCUGUCGCGCGAACAAACCGUGUCGGUUGCGGAAGCAUGCACCAACGGAUUGUUGGGGUACACGCUGGGCACCAUUCCGGGCGCAUCGCGUUUCUUCCCCGGCGGCGUAAUCGCCUACACGGGCGGACUAAAGGAGAAAAUCCUAGGCGUGCCCGAUGAGCUAUACGAGACGGCGGGCAGCGUAAGCCGCGAAAUGGCCAUCGCAAUGGCCCGGGGAGUGCUGGUACUGACCGGCACCGACUAUGCUCUUUCCACCACCGGCGUAACCGGCCCGGCGGCGGGCCGCAGCGGACUGCCCAUCGGCACUUUCUGGAUCGGGUUGGCGGUGAAAGGCGGCGUAGACGCGGCCAUCGAGAUUCGCGUCGGCGGCGACCGGGAUGCUACCAAGCAUGGAGCGGUUCAGUCCGCCAUCAACCUGCUGGGCAAUCAGCUGGCGGCGGGUGGCUGA
Molecule: messenger RNA, 579 nt
Organism: Geodia barretti
Lineage: Eukaryota; Metazoa; Porifera; Demospongiae; Tetractinellida; Geodiidae
Source: the annotation of a GenBank genome assembly